Mycotypha africana is the source of this 554-nucleotide messenger RNA. RefSeq lists its product as uncharacterized. The record is from RefSeq and is a predicted model, not a curated record. Lineage: Eukaryota; Fungi; Mucoromycota; Mucoromycetes; Mucorales; Mycotyphaceae. The transcript has a single exon. Bases 101 to 409 code for a protein of 102 amino acids.
UUUCCUUGAUCCAGGGCGAAGAUCUGUCUUCACAGCGGCCAUCGGACUAGACCGUAACAAACAUCAAGUACGCAGCUGCUCUACCAAGGAAUAGUAUCAUAUGACCGGAAGUACCAGAUACGCUGCAAAGCUGGAAAAGAAGAAAGCAGGCACACUUAAAAUGAUCGAAAGUGGCAUAUCAACCGCCAAAAAUUCUAUUAUCGAACAACAUGAUCGUCAUGUACAAUAUAUGUUGCAGCACUUCGAAGCCUUGUCUUCUUUUUACGACGAGAGAACUGCUAAAGACAGAUUUCGUUUAUACCAGGGUCAAGAGCGUACUGCCAACAACAUGGUCAAUUUGCUUAUUAAUGGAACCACAAAGUACAAUAAGCAAUUGAGGUUGAAGAAGAAGAAAGAUCAAAGCAAGUGACCAAAGAAGAAUACCGACAGAAUGGCCUUUUGUAAACGUUAAAAGAAGAAGAAGAAGAAGCAAAAGGUUCCAGAAGAGAGGGAAGAAGCAGAUGCGAGAGAAGUAAGCAAUGUUCUCGCUAAGAAAGAUAGGUAAGGUUUUUAAA